This is a messenger RNA of Hypomesus transpacificus, 4824 nucleotides long. RefSeq names its product aldehyde dehydrogenase 1 family, member L2 (gene aldh1l2). The coding region runs from base 316 to 3087 and encodes 923 amino acids. The record is from RefSeq and is a predicted model, not a curated record. The transcript is spliced from 23 exons. Gene Ontology annotation, cellular component: cytoplasm. Gene Ontology annotation, molecular function: aldehyde dehydrogenase (NAD+) activity; formyltetrahydrofolate dehydrogenase activity. NCBI's taxonomy places the organism in Eukaryota, Metazoa, Chordata, Actinopteri, Osmeriformes, Osmeridae. Gene Ontology annotation, biological process: biosynthetic process; one-carbon metabolic process; 10-formyltetrahydrofolate catabolic process.
GUCUGUAAAAACAAUUACGUUAGAAUUAGAAUACAGUUGGUAUAAGGCACGUUUUACAUAGCGUCAGAAUAUGGUUCCUGUAAAACACACUAAUUUCAAGCGUGUCUUGGUGGAAGUAGAACUGGGAGCGCGCACGUACAAUAGUACUCGAAUCGGCUAGCACACACGGGUAUAAGCUGGCUUUGGCUACCUCAGGUUAUUCACAGUCGCUGCCACUGUCACACAAGCAGCGAGGCAGGUGUGUAGCCUAGAGAACAAGUGCCCCCUUCACAUUUAACAUAUUCUAUAUUACUUUAUAUUGAAAACACCACCAUCAUGUUGUGGACGGCGAACAGGAUCAUAAGACAAUUCUCAACCACCUCCCAUUAUUACCAAAAUAAGCUGAAACUUGCCCUCAUUGGCCAGAGCCUGUUUGGUCAGGAAGUGUAUACCAACCUUCGGAAACAGGGUCACAAAGUGGUAGGUGUGUUUACUGUGCCGGACAAGGAUGGCAAGGCAGACCCUCUGGCGGUGGCAGCCGAGAAGGACGGGACUCCGGUCUUCAAGUUCCCACGGUGGCGCGUCAAGGGCAAGCCCAUCACCGAGGUGGUGGAGGCCUACAAGGCGGUGGGGGCCGAGCUCAACGUCAUGCCCUUCUGCUCACAGUUCAUCCCCAUGAACGUCAUCGACCACCCCACCCACGGCUCCAUUAUCUAUCACCCCUCCAUCCUGCCACUGCACCGCGGCGCCUCCGCCAUCAACUGGACCCUGAUCCAUGGUGAUAAAAAAGCCGGCUUCUCCAUUUUCUGGGCGGAUGACGGUCUGGACACAGGGCCCAUACUGCUUCAGAGGGCUUGUGUGGUGGAGCCCAACGACACUGUGGACACCCUCUACAACCGCUUCCUCUUCCCAGAGGGCAUUAAGACCAUGGUCGAGUCCGUCCAGCUCAUCGCUGACGGGAAAGCUUCUCGUAUCCCCCAGUCUGAGGAAGGAGCUAGCUACGAGGGCAUCCAAAAGAAAUCCAACUCCAAAGUCAACCUAUCUCAGCCAGCAGAAGUCAUCCACAACUGGAUUCGUGGCCACGACAAAGUUCCCGGGGCGUGGACGGUCAUUGAUGGUCAGACAGUGACCCUGUAUGGGUCAUCCAUGUUGGCCGGAACGAUACCGUUGGGCCAGCCCCUGGACAUGGAGGGUGCGGUCCAGCCUGGUCUGGUCACCAAGAAUGGACUGGUUGUGUUCGGAUCUGACGGCAAAGCAAUCCUGGUGAAGAGCCUCCAGUUUGAAGAUGGGAAGAUGAUCCCAGCCUCCAAGUACUUCUCCUCUGGGGAGAGCACAACCGUGGAUCUGACUGACGAUGAGAAGAAGAUGGCAGAGGAGAUCAGGAGCAUCUGGAAAGGAAUCCUGAGUAACGUGGCUGUUAUCAAGGAUGCCACAGACUUCUUUAAGUCCGGGGCCGCCUCCAUGGACGUGGUCAGGCUGGUUGAGGAGAUCAAGCAGAAGUGCUCAGGUGUGCAGCUGCAGAACGAGGAUGUGUACAUGGCUACCACCUUCGGGGACUUCGUCCAAAUGUUUGUGCGUAGGCUGAGAGGAGAAGACCAGGAGGAGGAGCUGGUCGUCAGUUACGCCACUAAAGAGAUCAACAACAUGACGGUGAAGAUGCCGUAUCAGUGCUUCAUCAACGGCAAGUUUGAGGACGCAGAGAACGGCAAGACCUGCGACACCAUCAACCCUUCUGAUGGCUCUGUGAUCUGCAAAGUGGCAUAUGCUUCAGUGGGAGAUGUGGACCGGGCAGUUGCAGCUGCCAAGGACGCCUUUGAGACAGGCCCCUGGGGCAGGAUGAACCCUAGGGACAGAGGAACGCUGCUCUACAAACUGGCUGAUCUUAUGGAGGAACACCAGGAGGAGUUGGCCACCAUUGAGUCCAUGGACUCUGGGGCCGUGUACACCCUGGCCCUCAAGACCCACGUGGGUAUGUCUAUCCAGACCUUCCGCUACUUCGCCGGCUGGUGUGACAAGAUCCAGGGCAAGACGAUACCCAUCAACCAGGCCAGGCCAAACCGAAACUUGACUUUCACCAAGAAAGAGCCCCUGGGGGUGUGUGCCAUCGUCAUCCCCUGGAACUACCCGCUCAUGAUGUUGGCAUGGAAGAGUGCUGCCUGCCUCGCAGCUGGAAACACACUGGUGCUAAAACCUGCGCAGGUGACUCCCCUAACUGCGUUGAAGUUCGCUGAGCUGACAGUGAAGGCCUGUAUUCCCAAAGGUGUCAUCAACAUUGUUCCCGGAUCAGGGGGGUUGGUGGGCCAACGUCUCUCAGAUCACCCUGACAUCCGUAAACUAGGCUUUACAGGUUCCACUCCCAUCGGCAAACAGAUCAUGAAGAGCUGCGCUGUCAGUAACUUGAAGAAGGUGUCUCUGGAACUUGGGGGAAAGUCUCCACUUAUCAUCUUUGCCGACUGUGAUAUGGACAAGGCCGUACGCAUGGGUAUGAGCUCCGUUUUUUUCAAUAAAGGGGAGAACUGCAUUGCAGCUGGUCGCCUGUUUGUGGAGGAGUCCAUUCAUGACAAGUACAUCAGUAGAGUGGUGGAGGAGAUCAAAAAGAUGAAGAUUGGGGAUCCUCUGGACCGCUCUACGGACCAUGGGCCCCAGAACCACAAGGCCCACAUGGACAAGCUGGUGGAGUACUGUGAAGUGGGCCUGAAAGAGGGUGCCACACUGGUGUGCGGGGGUCACCAAGUAGACAGACCAGGGUUCUUCAUGGAGCCCACAGUGUUUACAGACGUUGAGGACCACAUGUUCAUCGCCAAAGAGGAGUCCUUCGGUCCCAUCAUGGUGGUGUCCAAGUUCAAAGAAGGGGAUGUGGACGGCGUGCUUCGGAGGGCCAACGACACAGAGUUUGGCCUUGCGUCCGGCGUGUUCACGCGUGACAUCAGCAAGGCCAUGUACGUGAGUGAGAAGCUAGAGGCGGGGACUGUGUUCGUCAACACGUACAACAAGACCGACGUGGCCGCGCCGUUCGGCGGUUUCAAACAGUCAGGCUUUGGCAAAGACCUCGGAGAGGAUGCUCUUCUGGAAUACCUUAGGACCAAAGCAGUGACUGUGGAGUACUGAGCCGCCCUUCCUAACAAACCAACCCUCAAUUGACCGGGCCACCCAAUACUAAGCACAGCUACGGCUUUUGCUCACAACAGAUGUGAGGCAGGGGAGAGUUGUCAAAGCCCUCCGGUACUGUACGUGCCUACAGUUUUUAACAUUCUGCAUGGGAACUCACAUUACGGACACACAUGGUUUUCCUUGACUUAUGAAACAGAAACUGCAUACCGUAUGAAACCCAGAGGUAGAUUUUAGUGUCCGCAAUGGGAGCCACGGUGGAUUCUAAAAUAUCAGCUCCUUAAUGUUUUCAAGGUUUCAUUUCUCAAGUUGUUUUUACAGAGCACUUGAGGCAAACCAAGCCUAAAACUUGUAGCAUUUUUUUGCCGUUGUAGUUACAUCUUUUCAUUGUAGCUCACACAGGCUAACUGGGUUUUGGCGCUUCAUCAAAGCUGCUGGUACCGUUAUUUUGCUGAAUACAUUUGCAAAUCUUUUUCAAAAUUUUGUUUAUUUGUAAAUAUAUUAUUACAGAAGAGGAAAUUAAGCGUUAUAUAUUUUUGACAUUGUAUUCAGUCAUAAAAUGAAAAGUUUUGUUACACUAUCAGACCAUUUGUUUUAAAGCAAACCAACCUAGUGGCUAACCCUUAUGGGGUUUUACUUUUUAUAAUAUAUUAAAAAUAAACUAACGAAGAAGAAUGAAUACAGUAUUGUUAAAAGGUGUUGGCCACAGGCACGGCUCCAAAGGCUAUGAAAUCCUAUGUUUCCAUCAUCUGUGUCAUUGUUUGUUAAGCACUUGAUGAAUCAGUACAAAAAGGGAGACUCUUGUUCCACACACUCAGCAGCACCUAUCUGUCAGUGUUCACUAUCAAAUGAGCAUUGGUGAAUAAACGAUCUUCUUUAAAUGUUGCUCUCUUGUUUCCUUGGUGAUGACCUCUACACGAGUUGUUGUAUUUGCCAAACCACAAAAAAAUGAUGCCCGUCCUUUUACCCCUCCUCUAAUGAAAGAGGGGUAAACUGGACAUUAUUAAUCAAAUACGCUGGAAGUGCAGUUAUUUGACUCAAUAGGUUAGAUCAGAGCAGGAAUGGUCAAAGUAAAGAAAUUAAAUGUAUACUUUGCAAAUGAAUUAAGUCAAUUACAAGACGAACAUGUUACAAAAUGAAGGUUUCAGUCUUAUCUGCUCUGCAAGUACAAGCUGAGAAAUUAAUGUAAAAUCAACCCAGAACAAUGCUCCAUAUUACCUUUUAUACCCAGGUAUUAUAUGUAAGAAUAACUAAUCAGACCACAUAUGGACCCUUGCUUAUCAACAUAUGACUACCAAAGCAACAGUAAAUCACAUAAUGAGGUGGAUCAUCAAGCAACUAUCUUUAGAUUAAUCGUGGGGACAGCCUACACCUCCAUGUUUGUUCAUCUUCAGUCAUUUAAUCCCAGACUACCAUACCAAGCACACAAACGAUUCGGGAUUCAAAUAAUUUUAUAAUGAAGUGUAACAAUAUUCACAUAUUUAGCAAAAACUGGAGUUGAGAUCAAGCAUCAUCAAGUUACUUAUGAAUAUGUCUAAUUACAUAACCCACAAUGUAAUGCAGAUGAUACUAAAGGCUUUCGUCCCAUUUUCACAAGGCACAGGUGGUUGAUAAAAAAGAAAAUCUGGAUUCCUUUAAUGGCUUUGCCCCGUUAUCUAUGCAACUUUGUAUUACAAAAUAUCCUGUUUAUAUCCGUUUUGAAAUAUACAGUACAGCUCAAUUCUGUAUCCCCUAAAA